This is a messenger RNA of Toxorhynchites rutilus septentrionalis, 2826 nucleotides long. RefSeq lists its product as uncharacterized. The record is from RefSeq and is a predicted model, not a curated record. The coding region runs from base 1 to 2826 and encodes 941 amino acids. The transcript has 3 exons. Lineage: Eukaryota; Metazoa; Arthropoda; Insecta; Diptera; Culicidae.
AUGGAGUACCCAAAGGUAGAGAGGGGGUCGUCAUCGGCAAUUCAUACAUUGGUCGAUGAAUUCGAACAGCGGCUAAAGAUCCUGAAACAACUAGGAGAGAAGACGGAACAUUGGGGUGCAAUGAUAGGGCACUGGAUGUGUUCCAAAUUGGACAAGAAGACGCUCCAGUUAUGGGAGGAUCACGCGGCUUCAACAAAGGAUCCGUCAUUCACGAUUCUGGUGAAUUUCCUAGAGAAGCGAACAAGGGUAUUGGAAGCGGUUUCAUCGAACGUCGAAUUGAAAGGUCAUUCACUGCAGAGGGUGGAAGUUAGACGUCAGAGAGUAGUAGCUCAUUCCGCUACCGACAAUGAGAAGAAUGGUUCAGUCUGCUGUUGUUGUGGGGACUCGCAGUACUUGGGUCGAUGUGGCAAGUUCAGUAGAAUGACACUGAAAGAAAAAUUGCAGUUCGUGAACGGCAAACGGUUGUGUAGCAACUGCUUAAAGUCUGGUGGUAGUAUCGGUAACAAUGUUAAACUGCUUGGCAAAUCGGAGAAUAAACGAAACGACAAUACGAUAGCAACAAAUUUAGCGACCAACGAGGAUGAGUCUGAGAAUGCGGAAGAGGGAAUUGACGAUCAAGGUACGGUUGGAGCAUACAACGUAGGGACCAAAGGUGGUAAUAUCUCUAGCGUAUUUUUGUCGACCGUUGUUCUGGUCAUACGGGAUCAACACGGAGGGAAAUAUUUGGCCCGAGCAUUGCUUGACAGCGGCUCGCAAGCAAACAUUUUGAGUGAAAGACUCUGUCAGACACUCGGUCUGAAGCAACGCACGAUAAACGUACCAAUUAGCGGAAUUGGUCAUUCCGAAACACGAGCAAGAUUCUUGGUGACCACAACUAUCAGUUCUAGGAAGGUUACGUCAGAACUGCCAUCGGCACACAUACCGGUGGCACAUUGGAGGAUUCCAAAUGGAAUUCUAUUGGCUGAUCCGAACUUCAAUGUCAGUAAUCGGAUCGAUAUUUUGAUUGGAGCGAAGCACUUCUAUCGGUUCCUUUUCGAGGGUGGGAUGAAACAGAUUACAUUAGGGCCAGGUUUGCCGAUGCUUAUAAACUCCGUAUUCGGUUGGAUUGUAACGGGAAAGGUUUCAGAAGCGCAGAGUAAGAUGGUUAAUUGCUGUUUAGCGACAGCAUCGGAUAAUUUGGAGAUCCAGCUACAGAAGUUUUGGGAAAUCGAGAGCAUUGAAGAUCGAGUGGCUUGGUCAAAAGAGGAGCAAGACAGCGAAGAUCAUUUUUCAAAAACAUUCAGUCGCACAAGGGACGGUCGGUACGUCGUACGUUUACCGAAGCAGGUCAAUUUUGAUCAACUUUUGGGUAACUCUCGCACUAUGGCACUAUCACGAUUCAACAGGUUAGAAAAGCAAUUGGAACGGAAUCCGGAAAUGCGUUUGCAGUACAAUGCAUUUAUGCAAGAUUAUUUGGAUCUCGGACACAUGAGAGAGAUAACUGGAGAGGAGAUCCAUGAGCAGACAGCGGCAACGAGUGCCAAAAGGGUAUAUUACCUACCGCACCAUGCGGUAUUUAAAGAUUCCAGCACUACGACAAAGGUGCGCGUCGUAUUUGAUGGUUCGGCCAGCACGGAUAAUGGUUAUUCCCUGAACGACGCCCUUUUAAAGGGUCCUAUAAUUCAGGAUGUGCUCCUCAGCCUGCUCCUUCGGUUUCGUAAAUAUGAAGUAGCACUUGUUGGUGACACGGAAAAAAUGUACCGGCAAGUGCGUGUACACAAUGAUGACACCGGAUUACAGCGCAUCUUCUUCCGGUUCUCACCGGAUGAACCUAUACGAGUUUAUGAGUUGACAACGGUAACUUAUGGGUUGACGCCCUCGUCAUUUUUAGCGAUUCGCGCUCUUCAUCAACUUGCGGCGGAUGAAGGAGCAAAAUACCCAGAAGCUGCUAAAGCUAUAAUAAGAGAUUUUUACGUGGAUGAUUAUAUUGGUGGAGCAUCCAGCGUAGAUGAAGCCAUUCAGCUUCAAAAGGACCUUGAUACACUGAUGAAAAAUGGCGGAUUCACCUUACGCAAAUGUUCCAAUAAGCCAGAAGUUCUAGCUGGCAUCUCGGUCGAACAUCUUGGGAAUAAUUUAUCAGUUUCAUUCGAUAUAAGUCCCAAGGAAAAGGUGAAAGCUCUGGGAAUCACCUGGGAACCUGGGACGGACCAAUUACGGUUCUACUAUUGCAUCACAGCAAGCGAGCAGGCAUGGACGAGAAGGAACAUUCUAUCGUCUAUAGCCAAGCUUUUUGACCCGUUGGGACUUAUCUCACCGGUGAUUAUUGUGGCAAAAAUGCUGAUGCAAGAGCUCGCUCUGCUCAACUCAGGAUGGGACUUGCCUGUUCCUGUCGACAUUGAAAGAAAGUGGAAGACAUUCCACUCACAAUUGGACAAAAUUUCGGAACUAAGGAUUAAUCGUUUCGCAUUCGUAUCCAAAUGGGUUGAUAUUCAGUUUCAUAGUUUUGCUGAUGCUUCUACCCUAGCCUACGGUACGUGUUUAUACGUACGGACGACAGAUGAAGCCGGGAACGUUAGAAUUGAAUUGUUAUCGUCCAAAUCACGUGUCGCUCCGCUGAAACGACUGACGUUACCUCGUCUUGAACUUUGCGCCGCCAAAGAGGCAGCUCUGUUGCAUUCGAAGGUAACUAAGGCUCUCUCAUUGGAAAACGUACGCACGGUAUUCUGGUCCGACAGUACAAUUGUGCUACAUUGGCUGAGAACUCCACCAAACUCAUUACAAACGUUUGUGGCUAACAUAGUAUCAAUGAUUCAAACCUACACCUACUCCUAUUCUUGGCACAUGUAG